GCGAGUUAAUGCUCACAGAGAACAAUCGCCUCCGGCUUGCUUCUUAUUGUUUCGCUCCGCCGCCUUCUUCCUCUCCAAGAAAUGUUCCUUGGCGGAAUGGUCUAUUGCAGGUAGGUAAUUACGGCUUACUUGCCCCCCUACUUCUCUAAUAUUGAGAGAGAGAGAAAGCGAGCUAGAGAGAAGGGGGAGGAGAUGGUGCUGUGGGAGAUAACGUUGGCGACGGCAUACUUCUUGGGGUUGAGGCGAACCUACCGACUCGCCCUCAGGAUCCAGCGGCGCAUCGUCGGCCCUCGUCACCCCGAGACCAGGCAAUUCCUCCACAGGAGGACGCGCAGUAUUUUUGAUGUGGUGGUCAGAGUUGUUCAAAGCAUACAACACAAGGACAUGGAAGCCGGGAGGAGUAUAGGGAACUCUGUCCUUCGUUGGCUCGAUCCAACGAAACCAUCAGCACAAGUUGGUGUCCAUAGUGGGAAACCUCCAAUUAGCAGUAUCUGCAUGUCCAAGUAUGCUGCAAGCCGUAGUCAGCUGCUGCGAACAGGGAGGAGUAUUGUACGCAUCACAGAUCAGGUCAAGAGAGGUCGAUCCUUCUUUACUCCCUGGAACAUCCCCAUGAAAACUUUCCCAACUAUAGGCAUGAUGAUGCAGCCUAUGAAACCAGCAGGGUUGAAUGGCCAGUACAGGCAUGCUUCUCAGUACAUUCCCAAUUCGUCAGCCAUAGUUCAUAGUAGAAUUAUUGGCGGAGCUGAAGGUGUUCUCCGCAAGGACAUCGCACAGUGGAUGCUGCAUACUUGAUGAGAUUCAACUUCAAAAAACCUGCCUGUAUGUAUAUGUGAUGAUCAGUUCUUUUAAACUGAUUAAAGCAAGCUUUUUGAAGAUGUUGGAUGUCCGGGUGGAUUUCCAUAGCAUGAUGAACUGUUCACAAUAAUGUUUAGAGAUAAUUUGCAGUCUCUUUGUAGCGUGUAUCUUUGAAGUAUCUCGAGGUAUUUUUGAAUGUUCAACCUUAGUACUUGGUCUUAUCUU
This is a messenger RNA of Musa acuminata subsp. malaccensis (wild Malaysian banana), 1020 nucleotides long. RefSeq lists its product as uncharacterized. NCBI's taxonomy places the organism in Eukaryota, Viridiplantae, Streptophyta, Magnoliopsida, Zingiberales, Musaceae. The record is from RefSeq and is a predicted model, not a curated record.